Messenger RNA from Paramecium octaurelia, 1251 nucleotides. The record is from the annotation of a GenBank genome assembly. Lineage: Eukaryota; Ciliophora; Oligohymenophorea; Peniculida; Parameciidae.
AUGUUAUUUGUUAAUUUAUUUAUUUAGUAGGCAUUUUGUUUGAGCAGCUAUUAAUCUGGUUUCAAAACUUUGAACUGUAUCAAUGUACCCGAAGUUGUAACUUUUCCUAAAUAAUUUUCGCUAAUUCCACAAAUUAUUUUUACGCUAUCUUAAAUUAAUUUUUUAUCUAAUCAGGCAUAAUUCGAAUAUUAAACUACAUCAAUAACAACUGAAGGUAAUUUAUUAACUGCCAAUUAGGUUUUAUAAUUGAUUAUAAUUGUAGCAAUAAACAAAUUCUAUAAGUAAUCGUUAAAUGGGAAGCAUUUGUUGAUCAAAGAAUAUAAGUCAUUAAUGUCUAUAAUAGAAAAGAACCAAAAAAUGAAACAUUAUCACAUAAUAAUCCUAAUGCUUAGUUUGGAUUUCUAACUUUAACAAGUUUUAGUUAUUUCUAAUAAAUAAACUUUACCAUUGAAGUAUUUGUUCUCUCUAUUCGAGAUAAUUAAAAUAACUCCCUUAGAAGUUUUUGUGGGGAUAUCAAAUACCAAUAAUUUGUUAGAAAUUGGUUAUCAAAUCAUAUUGGGCAUAGAUGAAGCUUUCGUUAGUCUAGGCUAAUUAAGUGCUACUUAGGAUGUUAAAAUUGCUUAUCCUAUUUUCCCUGAUAAAUUUUUCAUUACCCCUUAUUUGGGUUUUAUAUUAACUCCAAAUGAUGUUAUAAAUCUAAUUUCAUCUCAAGAUAUUUCCAGUGAACCAGGAAAAGUGGUUUAUUAAAUAUUUGAAAAACCAGGCGAUGGUUUGUAUACAAGAAAUACUCAUUUGAGAAUUUGGGUUUCCAGAAGUUUUUCUAUUUUAUUUAAACCUUUUCGAUAUAACAAAAUUCAAACAGUUCAGAAAAGUAGGUUAGACUAAGAUAUUUAAUCUUCUAUUCAACUUAAGUUUGAUCAAAAGACUCAAAUUUAUUAAGAUAAAGGAAAUUAUAGAAUACUCAUAGAUAAUUCAACAUAGCUAAUAACUGUGGGGAUUCAAAUAAUUUGCGAAUAAGAUUAAAAGAAAUCAAUCGAGUUUCCAUUAAAUUCUAAUUACAAGAAUGGUUUAUCAAUUUAGUAUAACUGUUAGAAGAAGAUCAAAUUAAUAGAAUACCAAAUAGAUUUAAUUGUUCAAAGUGUAGCUAUUCAAGAGUUAAUUAUCGUUGUAGACAAUUCUAAAUUCUAAAUAAAGCAGAUACUCUAUAAUGAAUUUGAGGAGUAAAUCAUUUUAUUAACUGCAUUUAUUUGA